AGUGGAGUAGAUAGUUCAGUUCCGUUGUGUCAUGGAUUUUAUUUUCAGCGAUAAUUAUAAGAAAUGUGUGUACCAAUGAACUGUCAAUUGCGCCGUGCUAUACUGUAGCGCACUCUUAAUCACACGCUCAGCUCUUAUCUAAUCUAUUCAUCAGGGCCUAUAUGCGCACUUUGAGGGUGUAUAUGCAGCUGGUUGCAGCCUGUACGCCCACACACGUUGCACAUGUAUGCCACGAAUUGUCACGGCACGUCACGUCGGGCCAUGAGGGGCUGCGGCGUUAGCGGGAACAGUUGAAGGCAAUGACAAACAAUUGUCGUCGGAAUACGUGGGGUGUUUUCUGUGACACGUCAUGCAAAAUCUAUAGUACAAUUUCUGCAUACCAAAAGUGCAAACGUAAUUUUUAGUCAUGCCGCUCCUCCUCAGAAUAGCAAUUAUUUGAAGUGAAGGAAGAAGCCGGACAUCAUGGGGUUAAGUGACUAUAAAGAAGCUGUAGGAACCUGUGCUUCACUAUGUACAAUACUCCAGUUACUUGUUCCCAUAUUUAUGUGCCGAAAGUUUAUGAUUGAUGGCACAACAGGAGAAACAUCUUCGUUGCCGUUCGUUGUGGGAUUUUUGUCGUCAAGUUUGUGGUUAAAAUAUGGGUUAAUGCAAGGGGAGCCAUCACUGAUCAUUGUGAAUAGUGUUGGUGCGAUUAUGCAAUUAUGUUACAUUGCAGUAUUUUACCUGUAUUGUCCAAGAAAGAUGGUUGUCAUCCAACAGUUACUUGGAGUUGCCUUAAUUCAAGCUCUUACAAUUUUGUACACAAUCAUUGAAUCAGAUCAAGAAGUGGCCAUAAAGAGAGUGGGAAUGUUAUGUUGUUUCAUGACCAUUGCAUUUUUUGCUGCUCCUCUCACACAACUGGCACAUAUUAUUCAGACUGGGAGUUCAGAAAGUCUUCCAUUCCCCCUUACUUUAGCAACAUUCACCUCAUCUUUACUGUGGCUUAUAUAUGGAUUUAUAAUUGAUGAUCCAAAUGUAAAGUUACCGAACAUCAUAGGGACAACGCUUUCUGCCCUUCAGCUUUCACUUUUUGUCAUCUUCCCUGCUCCAAGACGAAGUCCAGAUAAUCGGACCCAGGUGGUCCAUGUAGAAUAACAUUUCCAUAAAUAACUAUGAAAAUUCUGAUAUUGCAGUAUGAUAAAAAUGGAUUUGUAAAUGCGACUUAGUGAAUUUGUGAGACUGAUUGUGUUGACCAGAAAUGUUUUGUUUGGAGAUUGUUGUGAAAUGUAUGAAUAUAUGCAUAUUUUGUGUAUCUCCUAUGGAGACAACUGUUGAUAUUUAUGACCAAUAGUAAAAUAUUGUUUUUACAUAAAGAGCAGUAUUGUAAUAUGUAAUAAAUGGAAAACAUUUAAUGAAUUUCUGUAUAUAGUUUAAUUUAGUAUUUUUAAUUAUAGGGCAUUUAUUAGGAUAACUGGCGAUUCCAUUUUCCCUUCCACCCC
Molecule: messenger RNA, 1478 nt
Organism: Gryllus bimaculatus (two-spotted cricket)
Lineage: Eukaryota; Metazoa; Arthropoda; Insecta; Orthoptera; Gryllidae
Source: the annotation of a GenBank genome assembly